UUUUAUAUUUGUACAGAUUUUUCAAUGGAGUUGAAUAUCACGAAUGAAUAUAUAUACCAUUACAUCGAAGAUUUAAACGCUUAUAUCAGACAAUACAACCACGUGAUAUUCGACGUCAAGGCAUGUAACGACGCCCAUGUCAUUCUAUCUGAACAACAUAGUGACGUAAACAAUUCCUAUGAGAUUGUGAUUGGUGGGUGGGGUAAUACCAAGUCUGUCAUUCGAACUUGCAAGCAGUGUCAACCACGAACCAGCUUUAUUGGUAACCCUUUAUCGUGUGAUUCAUUUAAAUCGUUCUGGAUCAGCUGGGAGAAUGGAGCAAUACGAGUAGGUAGAGGCCACAUUAUAGGACAUGGGGAAUUUAUGAAAUGGACUGAUCCUUCAUCUCAUCUGGUGAAUUAUGUCGGUAUAUCCACCUGGCCUGGGUCCUCUACAGAAUGGAAAAUCCCCACAGAUCCACUUCGUGGUCUCUUUUGGCUUGGUGGAACAGACCUCUAUCAUGAUGGUGAAUGGCAAUGGUUUCCGGAAGCAGAAUAUUUCGGCUACUCCAACUGGUUAUCAGGCUAUCCUGGAAAGUUCCGGCAACAUUGCUCUCUUAUUUCUGUCUAUGCGGGAUUCAAAUGGAUCACAGAUUCCUGCAUGGAAUCAAGGAACUUUGUAUGUGAAAUUGACAAACACAGGGAAACAGUAAGCUCUAUAUUGGGAUAAAUUUAAACUGCUGCUUUAAAGGCUUGUACAGGUAUACACUGAGUGGCAUCGAUUAUAUUUUUAAGAAAUUCAAAAAUCUCUAUGGAUAUUGUAAAAUAUAGGUAGUAACAUACCUAGUAGAACCCAUUUCAUAUGCUAUCCUUUAUAUUCAAAUACAAAACAAACAAGUACAGCUGCAAUACAAGAGUAACAUGUUAUACGUCAGAGAUCUACCAAGUUAUAAUUAAGAUCACGAAAUUAAAAUUGCUUUUUCUCAGAAAGAUAUGUAUUGAUUUGUUGAU
Molecule: messenger RNA, 989 nt
Organism: Ostrea edulis (European flat oyster)
Lineage: Eukaryota; Metazoa; Mollusca; Bivalvia; Ostreida; Ostreidae
Product: C3 and PZP-like alpha-2-macroglobulin domain-containing protein 8
Exons: 2
Coding region: 25-708 (227 amino acids)
Source: RefSeq, a predicted model, not a curated record